AUGGCAAGAUCGAACAUUCGAUACGAAGUGCUCUCAGCCGAUGAGCAGAAUGUCCCUGCUGAACCGGUGGCUAUGGCCAUGGUUAUUCCACCACCUGCAUAUUUAGAGAGUUCAGCUGUUGAUGAACAUGGAGACAAUCCCAUCUACAGUUCAGCCAAGCUGCCCAACUAUGUGGAAGCCACAUCCUUGCCUUCUUAUGAAGAAGCAGAGAGGUCAAAGGUGGAACAAGAGGCAGCAGCUGCUGCUAGUGCUGGUGUACAUGGACUGUUAGAGUGUGAGAGAGGCAGGCUUUCAGGGGCAGAUAGUUUGUCAGAAGUGGCCAUUGGUACAGAUGGAAUGUACAUAUGCACUUUCCUGAUAUCCUUCCUUUUCAACUGGCUUGGUUUCCUGCUGUCGCUGUGUCUCUCCAACACCGUGGCAGGCCGCUGUGGUGCCCUGUCAGGUCUGGGCCUGUCAAUUGUCAAAUGGGUCGUGAUUGCUAAGCACAAUAACUGGGGCAACAGUGUGGCAGAUGCGGACUCCUGGCUCUGGUGGCUGCUCGUCCUCUGUGGAUUCCUCAUGUUUGUGAGAGGGUCAGUCCAGUAUGUCAGAGUCAAAUAUGAAUGGGCUCGUUUCAGUGGUCACUUUCAUCAUUUUCGCCUGAUUUAG
Candidula unifasciata is the source of this 648-nucleotide messenger RNA. The record is from the annotation of a GenBank genome assembly. Lineage: Eukaryota; Metazoa; Mollusca; Gastropoda; Stylommatophora; Geomitridae.